AGUGUGCAACCAGACGGCAACGAAGAUCGAACGGUCUAGGGUAUUAUCGACAGACUAUCAAAUUCGAUCAUGCCAUAUUUGAUAUAUGGUACACAUGGAACAAUCAUGUAAAACAGAAAAUAUCCGCGGUCGAUGGAUAUUGUAUGGGGAUCCACCGACUUACACAAAGAGGGUUAGGGUCCGGUUCUUAUCGAUUGGGAUGAAAUCCCCAAGAGCUCUCGAGAGAAGGGUGGUGGUGUAUCACAAACCGGAAAAGGGAUGAAAGCUCCCGCUAAACCGAGAGUUUAAUAUCCUAACUUACCUCCUCCUCCUCAUUCCUUCUCGGUAGGAAAACAGUCGAGCCCAAUUGCUGCUCAAUUGUUCACCUAUCAGCCACCACCAUGACCCGGUUGGCCGUGACUCGUGCGCUGCGGAGCGUCCCGCGGGCCACCAUCUUAUCGAGACCACAGCUCCCCAGAACCCCAUCUUUCAGGAACAGGGCUCCCCCAUCUUUGGCCAACUACACCCGCAACCUAUCAGUAACCGCUCGCCGUUUGAACGACGACGAGGAUGAAAGAAAAUGGUCAACUCCUCUGGCAAAGCAGCUGGCUGAGGCCAUCACGGCAACCGGCCCAGUGCCGUUGGCCAGCUUUAUGCGCAUGUGUCUGACUGGCGACAUUGGCGGUUACUACACCGGCGCCAUCGAGAAAUCGGAGCAGAACCGUGACCAGUUCGGCGUCCAAGGCGACUUUGUCACUUCGCCCGAGAUCUCCCAAGUCUUUGGUGAGCUUUGCGGGCUUUGGUAUGUCACCGAAUGGCUAGCCCAAGGACGUCCGAGUAAAGGGGUCGAACUCAUCGAGGUCGGCCCCGGUCGUGGUACCUUGAUGGAUGAUAUGCUUCGGACAAUACAAAACUUCCCAGAGAUGGCUAAGAGCAUCGACGCUGUUUAUAUGGUUGAAGCCAGUCCCCAGCUCAGAAUAGCCCAGAAGAACUUGCUAUGCGGAGAAGACGCCGCCAUGAGCGAGUCCAAGGUCGGCUAUCAUAGUCACUGCAAGUACGGCAACAUCCCCAUCGUCUGGACAGAGACCAUCAAGUCCAUCCCCUAUGACCCCGAGAAAACCCCCUUCAUCAUGGCCCACGAAUUCUUCGACGCCCUCCCCAUCCACGCCUUCCAACUAGUCGAAGUGCCCCCCAGCGACCCCUCUCCCCCAUCUUCCAUCGCAACAAUCACCACCUCCGGCCCCAAGGGGCAAUCCAAAAAGCCCACCACCACAGGUCCAACCCUCGAAUGGCGAGAACUCCUCGUCUCCCCCACUCCCCCCCAUUCAACCCACCUCACCCUCCGCACGCCCCCCUCUCAAAACCCCCAUCUAACCCCUCCCCCCGACUUCCAACUAACCCUCUCCCCCUCUCCAACCCGCCACUCCCUGCACCUCCCCGACCUCUCCCCCCGCUACCGCGCCAUCAAAUCCUCCUCCUCUUCUUCUCAAGUCCCCCUCCCCGACGGCACCACCCGCGCCGGCGGCCCCGGUUCCCUAAUCGAAAUCUGUCCCGACGCCUAUUUAUUCGCCUCCGACUUCGCCACCCGCAUCGGCGGCUCUCCUUCGCACCCCAAACCUUCCGGUCCAAAGGGCGCAGCGCUGAUACUAGAUUACGGCCCGGGCGACGGCAGCGUCCCCGUCAACUCGCUUAGGGGAAUCAGGAAACAUCACCUCGUCAGCCCGUUCGCGGAGCCGGGCCUGACUGACCUCAGUGCGGACGUGGAUUUCACGGCGGUUGCGGAGGCGGCGACGGAUGCGAGCGAGGGGGUGGAGGUGCAUGGGCCUGUGGAGCAGGCGUGGUUGUUGGAGGGGAUGGGGGGGCGGGAGAGGGUUGAGCACUUGUUAAAGGUUGGACUGGCGAAGAGGCCGGGAUCAUCCGAAGGGGAGGAGGAGGAGAGGGAGAAGUUUGUGAGUGAUUUGAGGAGGAGUUGGGAACGGUUGGUGGAUCGGGGACCGAAUGGGAUGGGGAGGAUAUAUAAGGCUUUGGCGAUUGUGCCGGAGAAUGAUGGGAGGAGAAGGCCGGUUGGGUUUGGGGGGGAUGUUGUUAUGUAGUAGAUUUAUAGCAAGUGUUGUGUGUCAUUCAGUGAGGAAUGUGCUCAGCAGCUCCUGUGUCCUGAAUCCAGCCAGGCUAGCUUGUACCAUAAUAGUAGCAAGAAAUUCAGAAUGAAAAGUUCAUGAACGGC
Neurospora tetraspora is the source of this 2203-nucleotide messenger RNA. Its product is annotated as putative S-adenosyl-L-methionine-dependent methyltransferase-domain-containing protein. Gene Ontology annotation, cellular component: mitochondrion. The transcript has 4 exons. The record is from RefSeq and is a predicted model, not a curated record. Gene Ontology annotation, biological process: mitochondrial respiratory chain complex I assembly. Gene Ontology annotation, molecular function: protein-arginine omega-N symmetric methyltransferase activity. The coding region runs from base 381 to 2072 and encodes 563 amino acids. NCBI's taxonomy places the organism in Eukaryota, Fungi, Ascomycota, Sordariomycetes, Sordariales, Sordariaceae.